Molecule: messenger RNA, 1440 nt
Organism: Labrus mixtus (cuckoo wrasse)
Lineage: Eukaryota; Metazoa; Chordata; Actinopteri; Labriformes; Labridae
Product: hemicentin-2-like
Exons: 7
Coding region: 219-1334 (371 amino acids)
Biological process (GO): cell-cell adhesion
Cellular component (GO): membrane
Molecular function (GO): integrin binding
Source: RefSeq, a predicted model, not a curated record
UUCAGAGGCCAAAGCAAAGGAAUGGCCUGAUCAUUAGCUUUAGACACACACAAAAGCAGCACAAACAUACUGUAAACACCCACAGUUCCAUAAAAACCUGAAGUACAUUGUGUUUUCUCAGAAGAAUCAGGACGCUUCACUGCCAGCAUCACAGAGCUGACUGGACCUUGUGUUUGACAGAGACAUCAUAUCAGCGGAGCAAAGGAAACUGAUGAAGGAUGAGUGCAUCUAGGUGGCCAAUCACACCUCUGCUGCUCUACCUAUUCAGCACAGCUACUUCAUCCCCGGUUUCCAUUUCCACAUCUGCUCCACCUCUUCCAUCACAAAUUUCACCUCCCUCUCCCCUUUCAACCGUGCUCCCAUCUCUACUGUCUCCUUCUCUUAGUGUCACUCCACCCUUCCCUUCCCUCUCCAGAAACAAUGCAGACUUGACAGAAAAAGACUGGUGCUCUUUGACAAUUUCACCCUCAACCUUGGUGGUCAGGUUUGGGGAUCCAGUCACAGCCAACUGCUCCCUGCUGGGUGCAAGGAUGGGUUUUCUGUUUCUGGGUUGGAAAGUCCCAAUGAAAGCUCCUGAAUCAACUCAUCAUCAUUUUCUAGUCUGGAGUGUGGACAGGAUGACCGAAUGGGGCAUCAAGCCUACGUGUUGGGUUGCAUCUGACCAGACAGGACAGUGCGAAUUAAAGCUCCCUCUGAUAGUCUUUAAACCUCCUGAUAACGUGUCCAUCAGCUUUGUUAACCACACCGGGCCGAUGCUCGAGGGUCAUCAAUACACUCUGCAGUGUAUAGUACAGGAUGUCGCUCCCGUUGAACACCUUACUGUGACCUUCUACAAAGGAGCGACAGAACUGGCUCCAUUACAGUCCAUCAACACAAAUACAACACCAGUGACUGAGAUCUUCACAUUGAACAUCACUCCUACUAAAGAUGAUGAUGGAGUCCUUUACUGGUGUAAGGCCACGCUAGAACUGGGACCUGCAGGACCUCGGCAUCCUCCAGUGGUGAGGUCACAAAAGCUCACUGCCACGGUCCUCUAUGGGCCACAGAUUAUUUGUCCGACAAAACUUCAGGUGAGACAAGGAGAGAGCCUCAGCUGCGAGGUGAAGGGAAACCCUAAGCCAUCAGUCACCUGGUUCAGAGACGGGCAGGUGUUUGCCUUGCCCAAUCACUCAAGCAGACAGCAUGAUGGGCAUUACACAGUCUCUGCAAAAGGACUAGGACAGAAAAACUUUACAGUAGAGGUGGAGGUCAUACCUGACAGUGGAACUGCUAACAGCUGUAACAGACUUUUCCUAUUGGCCAUCCUGCUUCUUCAGACAAUUAUCUGGCAGUAACACCUAAAAGAAACCGAUGUGAUGCAUCUUCUUAUGCUGUAUUGAUUUAAGGUUCCUGCAGUGAAAAUUGUUUCUCUUCUCUUGAUCAAAUGAAUCUUUAUUUUUC